This is a messenger RNA of Lactuca saligna, 810 nucleotides long. The record is from the annotation of a GenBank genome assembly. Lineage: Eukaryota; Viridiplantae; Streptophyta; Magnoliopsida; Asterales; Asteraceae.
AUGUUAAUCUAUCACCGCCACCACAACCAAUCAUUUUCUUCCAAAUACCCGAUUUCAGUUGAUAAUCUCGAUCAUUCUGCCAAGUCACCCAUUCUUUGGUUAAGCCCUAAAUACAUUCCACCGCCUAUUGCUUGGUAUUCCUCCUCAAUCAAACUCAAAGUCGCCGGUGUCGUAGAAAUAGAAUCCUCCACCGCCAGGUCGCCACCUCCAAAGGGUUCUGGGUCUCCAUUGUGUAUCCGUAAUCGACCUCAAAACUCCAACGUCGAUCUUCCGAUUUUUCGAUAUUCAGCUCUCCAUCCCAUCGUCGGUCUUCAGAUUUAUGAUUUUAUUGUUGGUGUUAUUGUCUUCGGUUUGAUGGGCACAACCAUGGCCAUAGAAGCUCGAGUAAGGGAGAUUGCAAUUCAAGAUACGAAGUACUUUCCUGAAGCAUCUCAGUUGCAGAAAUAUUUACGUCUCAUGAUUUGUAAUUUUGUUGUCAUGAAUACAGGAAAACAGGUUGAUGAAGAUGGUGGUCUGAUUGAAUUGGUGAUGAAUGCUAUAAUCAAUAAGUUGGUGGUUUAUUGACAACAGGUGGAGGAGUAUUAUGGAAGACACAAUGACUCUAGGAGUCGAAGCACUGGCCUGGAUGGAUAAUCUGGGCGUUCGAUAAACUCAAUGGCGAUCAACUUUUUUUAUUGAUGAGCUGGUGGGAAGGGUAAAAUUGUCCGAAUGCUGAGAAAACCAACUAUAAACCUCUACAUUCCUUAAGAUCAAAGUAGGAUGUCUUAAUUUGACCAUUUGAGAAGUACAAUGCAAUAUUUUAGUUUCAGA